Hydra vulgaris (swiftwater hydra) is the source of this 4960-nucleotide messenger RNA. RefSeq lists its product as uncharacterized. The record is from RefSeq and is a predicted model, not a curated record. Gene Ontology annotation, molecular function: protein tyrosine phosphatase activity. Gene Ontology annotation, biological process: protein dephosphorylation. NCBI's taxonomy places the organism in Eukaryota, Metazoa, Cnidaria, Hydrozoa, Anthoathecata, Hydridae.
UAUGAAAUGAAUAAAGUUUAAAGUGAGCAUUUGUUCAAUGAGUUUUUUGAAAUUUUUUUUUAUCUUUGAUAUGCAGUCUGUCAUUUACCAUUGCGGCGGCGCAUCCCCUUAAAUUUUGAGAAUGAAAAGAGUUUAUUAUGUAUUACCUUUUAAUAUAUUAUUAUAUUCUAUACAUCAUAGUAAUAUCAUUUUUAGAGAUGCACGACAUGAAGAUUAUAGAUGGCUAGAAGAAUUAGAAAUCCAGAUCAUGGCUUUUACUUAAAUUUUUCUAUAUAGAUACGAUAAAUAUCUUGAAUAUAAUUUAAUGAAAAAGUUAUAAUUUUGGUUAUUUUACCAUUUAAUAUUUUUAAUUAAAUAUAAGUACUGCUACCAAUAUAAAUCAAUCAUUUUUUCUUGUUUUAGACAAAUAUAAAUGAUCAAAACAGUGGUUUUUAUUCUUUUGCAUAUUGUUAUGGAAAUAGAAUCUAAAAAUUGCAAGUAUCGAACUCCACUUGGAAUGAGAAAUGGAUACAUAAAAGCUAGCCAACUUACAGCAUCAUCAAUAUAUAGCGGUGAUGAUGGGAAAAUAAAAAAUGACAAUUACAGACCACAUAUGGGAAGAUUAAAUAAUAAACAGUGUUGGUGUUCAAAGAAUCUUGGGUUAUCAGAAUGGUAUCAGGUUCAAUUUGAAAAAGUAACAACUGUUAAUGGUAUUGCACUUCAAGGUUUUGGAUAUGAAUCAGGAAACUACAUAAAAAAGUUUUCUUUAAAUUAUUCUCUGACAGAAAAUGGUGACUUUGUUGAUGGCCAGAUAUUUGAUGGUGUAGAUAAUGACAUCGAUGUAGUGUACAGAUGGAUUUUAUAUCCUAUUAAUGCUCUACGUAUUAGAAUCUUUCCACUUGCUCUUGGACGAAAUAAUCAUAUGUGUCUUCGAAUGGAAUUAUUUGGUUGUUUAAAUAAUAUUUUAGAAGAAAUUGGAAUGGAAAGUCAAAUAAUUUUAGACUCGCAGAUUUCCUUAAGUGCAAACUCAUAUGGUGGUAUAUCACAAGCACGCAUGUAUUAUGGGUCUGGUGAUUUUUAUUCCUAUCAUGACAAAAAAUUGUAUAUACAAAUUGAUUUGAUUCAUGUGAUGAGUAUUAGUGGUGUUGCAAUUAAAGGUUAUGAUAAGAAUAGUAAAAAUGUUGUUGAAAGUUAUUUGGUUUAUCUUGGUACAAAAGAUAAUUUAGAUAAAGAAUUAGUUGGUGAGUAUCCUGGUAGCUUUCAAUUAGGCUACUCUCCUGUAUUAUCAACUCUGAAUACUACAAUAGUUGGCAGUCAGAUUAAAAUUGUCAGAAAAAUGUCUAAUACUGACACUAGUUAUAUGGCUGUUGAAAUUUAUGGAAAGCGUCAAAUUUGUGGUGAUGUAUUUGUUCCAGUAUUUGCUGAAAUGUCUUCAAAAGUUAGUUUCACAAUAAUGGAUGCAUAUAUUGACAGCCCAUUCACAUGGUGUGCCUUAUCUAAUGAUAGUAGUCCAUAUAUAAUAAUUGAGUUGAAUCAAGUUUCUGCAAUAUCAGGUAUUAAUGUACAAGGUGAUUCUAACAGUGAUGCAUGGGUAACAAAAUAUCGAAUUUCGUAUGGUGUAGUUAAAUAUAAAAUGAAAGAUGAUAAGAAUUUAUAUAUUGGAAGUAAAGGGCGCAUAUUUCCUUAUACUAUUAACUGGUUUCCAAGUUUGUACCUAGCAAAGUAUAUAAAAGUAAUACCUGAAUCUUGGAAGAAUAAUUGUUGUAUGCGUGUUCAUGUUAGAGGAUGUACAAAACCUUUGGAUGCUCCUGCUCAAUUAAAGAUAAUUGAAGGAAACAAAAAGUUAGUAUUAAGUUGGAAGAAACCAGAUUCUCCAGUUCCAGUUCUAAAAUAUAAAAUAAAUGUCCAAUCACUGAAGCCAUACAACAGCUCAUUCUUUUUUUUCAAUACAAUGGAAACAAAUAUUACAAACAUUACCAUUGAAGUUGACUUUCAUGCAGCCAUCUUCAAUAUGUCUGUAGAUGUUGUGUAUGAUGAAGAUUAUUCUGUUAAAAUGGAAAGUAUACCGCAUUAUUCCAAACCAAUUCCACCUCCAACACCAACUCAUAAAGUGUUAAAAUACUUUGAUAACUACACUGAAGUAUUUGAAUGUCAGUUUUAUAGUGUAUCUGAUAUCAAUGGACCUGUCAGUUUUUAUGAGAUAAUAAUUGCAUAUGAGAAAAUAUCUUCACUGAAUAUGGAAACAUUGACUUUAAAAGAUCAAUUCACUGCUGAAUCACUAAACCUUUCUUAUUUUUUGGCUGCAACAUUUCCUUCAGAUAACUUCGCUUCCAGCUCUUUAAAAUUUUAUGAAGGUUUAGAAACAGUGGAGAAUUUGAAUGCUAGGCUCUCUACACUUAGAAAAUUUUUUCUUUAUAUUCGUGCUGUCAUUAACAUGAAGGAUAAUUUGUUUAGCAACUUAACAUAUUAUGGUAAUACCUCAAUGUUGACUAUAGAUCGCAAAACACUACCUAUAAAUAAUUUAAAAUUCGAUAAACGUCAUGGUCAUAUCAUUGCUUUAGUGAAAGGACCUUCAAAUACAAAGAUUUAUGAAGUUGUUGCAAUGAAAAUUAACAUGAGUACAAUCAUUAAAAAUGUUACAUCUACUUAUAAACAUUUUAAAGUUUAUGAAACUGCAGAUUAUAAUGAACCUUACAUUGCUGCUUCAUUUAAUGCUUCUAUGUAUGAAAAAUACAAAUAUUUUGUUUUAGGCAACAAUGAGAAGUUUGAAGGUUAUCAAGUUGGUAAUGUUCGAAACAAUACUAAUCAUUAUUUAAAUGGUAAACUGAUUCCUGGUCAAACAUAUACAAUGUUUCAAAGAAUUAUUCUAGAUGAUGGUAGCAUAUACACAAGUCCAUGGCUACAUGAGUUUAUGGCUACAUCCAAGUUGACUUCUUCAAUUGAAAAAUCAUCAACACACUCAUAUCUUUUUGGAUUAAUUGUGAUACCUGUUUUAUUUUGUGGUUUGAUUGCAUUUUUAAAAAUGAGAAAUAAAUUUAGUAAAGAUAAAUUAGUGCAGUCUAAAGUAAUCCAUAAUAGAAAUAAUGAAGAUGUGAUGCAAUAUCAGGAGUUGUCUUUAAAAUGCAAUAAUCCCUACACUACCUUACAAACUGUUCAGAAAUGGCCGCCAGUGUCUGUUAAUGCUUUUGCUGCUUAUUACUUAAAUGUAAAAAAAAAUGAUUAUAAAGAUCUUAUGACACAAUAUGAAAGUGUUUCUAAAAACAAAAUAUAUCCACAUACUGAAGCUACAAAAUAUCCACAUAAAAACAGAUAUGCAAACAUUGUCCCAUAUGAUCACUCACUAGUCAAAUUAGUUUCAGAUUUCACUAAUGAAAAUACUUAUAUUAAUGCAAAUUAUAUACCCUCCUACUCCAAAAAAGUAACUUACAUUGCAACCCAGGCUCCUAAGAAUGAAACUAUUGUUGACUUUUGGCGAAUGAUAUUUCAGGAAAAGCCUAAAGCUGUUAUUAUGCUUACUAAUCUAGUUGAAAAUGAUAAAAUAAAAUCUGCUCAAUAUUGGCCAGAAAGUAAUGAAGAAUAUGGCAGCCUUAAUGUUUGCGUUAUAAAAACAGAAAACUUUGCUGAUUAUAUUAUUCGUUAUAUUUCUUUAAAUUUCAAAGAAGUAAACCAUCAUUUUAUUCAUAUGCAGUUUACAUCUUGGCUUGAUAAUGGUUGUCCCGAAUACCCAACAAUGUUACUAUACUUUUGUCAUCGAUUUCGUUGUUUAGUGCCAUAUUCAGAUAAAUCUCUCACUGUUGUGCACUGCAGUGCUGGAGUUGGUCGCACAGGUGUUUUCAUUUUACUUGAUGAAAUGUUGCAGUUAAUUAAAUCAGAACAAAAAGUUGAUAUUUUCAAUUAUUUUGAAACUAUUCGUCAAAACAGAAUGCAAAUGGUUCAAUCAAAAGAGCAAUACAUAUUUGUUUAUGAUGCAAUUUAUGAAGCAGUAACAUGUGGUCAAACUGGUAUUUCAAUAUCAAAUUUUCCAACAACUCUUAACAAUCUACUCAUGAAAGAUUUUUCCUCUGGAAAAAAACUUAUUGAGGAUGAAUUUAAAAUUCUUAAAAGCAUUUCUCCAGUUCGAGAAAGUUGUUCUGAGACAGCAAUGAAGGCUGAAAAUUUGGGGAAAAAUCAAUACUCUCAAAUUUUGCCUGGAGAUAACUUAUUGGUAUCAAAUGAACUUUACCUUAAUGCUGUUUUUGUUGACGGUUAUAAAAGAAAAAAAGCUUUUAUAGCAACUCAGCGUCCAUCUCAAUCUACUGUCGCAGAGUUUUGGUAUGUUCUAAAGAAACAUAAUGUUUCAACUAUUGUCUACCUUACCUCUAGAAACGAAAAAAAAGAACCAUCAUAUUAUAAAUUUUAUCCAUCAGAUUGUGAUUUGAAACUCGAUGGUGUCACUGUACAAUUGUUAUCUGAAGAAAAGUUAGAGUCUGUAAUUAAAAGAAACUUGUCUGUGUCUGUUGAGAAUGAAACUAUCAUGUGCAUGUUGGAGUUUAAUUUUUGGUCUGAUAAUUGUUUACCAAGUUUUGACCUAAUUUUACAGUUGAUUACUGAAGUAACAAAAUCACAGCAAUAUUUAGGAAAUGAUAUUGUUGCAGUUGUUUGCAACAACGUAUUUAGUCGCUCUGGUAUUUUUAUUUCGUGUUUUAAUGCAAUUGAACAGUUGCAAAUCGAAGGGCUAGUUGAUAUAUUUCAGGUGGUGCGACGAACUCAAUUAGCGCAUCCUCAUUUUGUUCAAACUUUAUCUCAAUACGAAUUCGUUUACAAGUUGAUAAACAAUUAUUUGGAAACAUUUUCCUAUUACUUAAAUCUUACAUGAACUAUUCAGAAAGAAAAACGUUCCAAAAGUUUGUUAUAUAAAGAUUACAAAUUAUUUUUUUUUUCAAACUUUUUUAAGAGAUUUUUUUUGUUUUGUUUUAAAAUUAUAAAUAUUUUUCUGCUAAUU